AUGGCAGCGCAAUCCAACGUUGACGCGCUCGACACGUUUGACGCGGUGAUUGUGGUCGAUAUCCACAUCCGGCAGGGAGGUCCAUCGGCCACACACGCUUACCAGGUCUCGGCGGUUGUCAUUGUGCCCCGGGUGUGCCUAAACAGAUUUCUCUGUACGGCCCUGAGCACCAAGAAACAAUUUUCCUUCUCCGAAGGUACAACCGUGACAUCCAACCUCAGCCACCUCCUCAAAUACCUCAAGAAGACUUGCACAAGUCCAGUCAUCAGCCAAGACAAGGACCGCCUCGAAAUCCUCCGCGCAAUCUGCGACCACCUGUGGACGACAAAACAGCCGUUGGAUUACGAUGUGCUCACUGUGGACGACGGCCAUGCGACAACUGCACUUACAAUUCUCGUGACAAUGAGAGACUGGGAAUACUUCGAGAAGGUAUUGACAGAGUCGCAUGGACACUUCGACGCCAAGGUCUUUUUUGAUUCGGUAAACCACACGUUGAACAACGAUCAAAAUGUGACCUUUGCCCAAAUCGAGACGCAUGUGCGCAGUGCGGUGCUUGCCCUUCCAGCUCUAUCCGACGCCUUUAAUGCCAUCAACACCAUUUGUCCUACAUCAACAAACUCCCAAGCCACGAAGUCGGUUGCUUCGUCUUCAGGUGCUAUUGAUGGCACCAGUCGGGAAGAGUGGGCGCAAACAACCACCGAGAUGCUCGUGGACAAGCUUGGAUCAAAGGCCCUUGGAUACGUGGAUGGAAAGACCAUUGUCACGCAUUGUCUGUCCUACUAUACCAUUGACCAAAUUGAGACACGCUUGGUGCCCAUCCUCAAAAAACAGUCGAAGCACACAGCAUUUACACUCGGAUGCUUGUCUGUUAUUGCCGACAAGGCGUUGACAACACAAUCGCCGGACCUAAACCAGAAGUGGACCGCAAUCUACGAAGAUUUGGCCGAGCCCGUUAUCGCUGAAAUGGACAUUUCGACACUGUCAUCUUCCGCCGGCUUCCAGCAGAAACUGGAUUCACAUCUAGGCAGCCGAUUGCCCUGGGACAACGAGUCAAAGCGGUCCGCGUUCGUCACGGUCCUGGACAGUGAAUAUGUCUCCUGUUUUUACAAGAGCAUCUUUUCAAUAAACACACCUGUCACACGCCGCUUGCGAUUGGAAUUGUCCCGCAAGAUUGCGUCUUUUUUCACCCCAGACGCGAGCGGUGAAUUUUCUGGUGCCACGCCGGACAUGCUUGAAGAAGUCAAAUUUUUGUGGUUGCCUGUCUUAAGACAAAUCUCCGGUACAAUCAAAGACCAUGCCAUCGAGGGCAAUGACGAUACUUCCAACACGGCAGCGGAUGCUGCCUCUCUGCUGCCACCCCACCAACAUAUGUACGUCGCAGUGCUCGAAGCGUACGCCUCCGUUGGUGUUGGUCCGUACCCGAAAUCGGCCCCCGGACUGGCACGGCAACAAAUGCCGCCGUGCUGCACAGACUGUACGUCAGUCAAUACCUUCUUGGCUGACGGCAACAUGAAAACAUAUCGUGUCAAGGUGAACAAAAGUCGGCGCCAGCACAUCCACCAGAGCCUCGAAAAAAAUGGCGUGGACUGUACCCACGAGUCAGAACGUCAUACAACCCCCCACACUCUCGUCCUUACUAAGACGACAAAGCAAUUUACCAAAGCAAGGGCUGAUUGGGCACGUCGGAAAGCGACCGCCAACCAAACCUUGCAGGACUUUUCCCAGACGGACCUACGUCGGAUUUUGGGAACCAGCUACGACGGGAUCAUGUCCAUGGAGAAGCUGACCAAACGGGUCCCGGCGUCGGCCCAGAAGCCAGACGCAAAACGCGUCAGAACAGAUGACGCCGCGGCCGCUCCAGGGACGGGCAGCGGCGCUGCUCGACUACCGCCUCAGCUGGCCUUCCUGAGCACACACCCUUCAUUCCCACUUGCACCUGGGGCCUCGAUUAUGACGGUCCAGCCAACACCGUCGCCCGGUGGGCUGAACGAAGCUGGUCCCUCGAUGACAUCGUCAUUGCCCGCUCGUGGAACCAAACGGAGGGCCGUGUCGGAUGUUGUUGAUCUCACCGAGGUCAGCGAUUAA
This is a messenger RNA of Sporothrix schenckii 1099-18, 2085 nucleotides long. RefSeq lists its product as uncharacterized. The transcript is spliced from 4 exons. The record is from RefSeq and is a predicted model, not a curated record. Lineage: Eukaryota; Fungi; Ascomycota; Sordariomycetes; Ophiostomatales; Ophiostomataceae. Bases 1 to 2085 code for a protein of 694 amino acids.